CACGCCCAGCUAAUUUUUGUAUUUUUAGUAGAAAUGGGGUUUCACCCUGUUGGCCAGGCUGGUCUUGAACUCCUGACCUCAGGUGAUCUUCCUCCUUCUGCUUCCCAAGGCGCUAGGAUUACAGGAAUGAGCCAGCAUGCUUGGCCCAUAUUUUCUCAAUCAACAGAUUCUAUUAUGAUAUAGAAACAGAUCUAUGAAAGUUUUAGAUGCUUAAAAGAGGUCCUUGUGCUUUCUUGAAAAGGCUGUAAUAAGAGUUAUACUGUAAAAUUGCUUGCCACCCACUCCUGCCAGUAGUCAUCUCUUGUUGGUUACCUAUCUUGGUUAUGUAAUUAUUCUGAAAGGUUCUGGAAAGUUUGAACUUCUUGCCACAGAUCUCGAAUGUCUGUCUGCAUUGGAGGGGAGGGUUAGAAGAUAGAACAAGGGGUAAGAUUGGAGGACAGCUCACUCGUCACUCAAAGAGCGGACGUUCCAUUUAGCAUCACUGAUCUUCUGAUACUAAAAUGUCCAUGCUGAGCCUCCCUGCUUUGAUAUAAAGUGCUGCCUCCUUCCCUUAGGUUCUUUCUUCUACAAAGCAGCUGACUUCCAGUGUGGCAAGUGCUCCUAUUUUUCUUGACUCACCAUUGCCACUGCUUUAAGGAUUUCAGAACAUUUCUCUGAACAUUGUUGCAUUUCAUCCUCACAGACACUUCUCAGUUUAGGCUUAGAAAAACUAUCAGACUUACUUAAGAUCACACAAUUGGUGAAGAAAUUACAGCAAGAACACAAAACUUGGGGUUCCAAUUGCUCUGAGCCGUGACGUAUAGUAUCUUUAGUAGAUUUUACCUUAGUGCUCUUUCAAAUGGGCAUGAUUUAAAUGUUUGCUCAAUAUCUACUUAGAGAUGAGAGGAUGAACACCUUGUGAAAGAAGGUUAGAAAAGGAAGGUGUGGAGGCAGCACCCAAUUUUGCAUGUUUCUUCAGAAUUGGUUAUCUUUUGUUACGCAAGCAUUCCCCUUGGAAAUCAUACUAGGAUUUUUUUUUCUUGAGUGUAAGUGACUAAAAACAACUCAUACAGGCUUAAGCAAAUGUAUUGACUCAAUAAAGGAAAAGACCAGGGAUGGACCUCACUUCAGACAUAAACUGGAUCCAGGGGUUGAAUGAUAUCACCAAGCCUCAUUCCUUUUGCUCUGUCCUCUAGUAAGGUUACCCCACUGACAGCAGCAAGAAGUCAUCAGAAGUUCCUGGCUUGUAUCCUAUCCUCUUAGCAGCCCCAAUCAAAAGAAUCUUUCUGACAGUUCCCAAAAAUGUCCCCAAAGGGUUGAAUAUCAUGGGAUUGACUUAGUUGUUUGCCCAACUCUAAAUCAAUCACUGUAACCAGUAAUGGUUGGCCAGAUUGGCCAUGUCUGGGUGCAUGCCAGCUCCAAGAGCCCAGUGCACUUGGACCUCCUGUACCACACGGACUAAGAAUAGGAUAGGCAAUACCCCCCAAAAAUGUGGCUUCCAGUGCCAAAAGACAAAGAAAUGGAUACUGAGCAGGCCAAGGCAAUGAAUUUGUACUGUAGAAAUGCACCUGUAGCCCCAAAUACCUGGCAGCUUAUAAAAAAUUACUUUAAACUACAUUCCGGACACUCCUUCAGCAGAAUUCCAGUCAAUAAAAUUUUAUCCAUUCCACUGCAUUAUAGUUUGGUACCCAGAGCAGCUUCUCAGCUAGAUGCCCUUUAUUCUAACUCUGUCUUCGCUAGGUGAGGAGGCUGCAGAGCAGAGGGACAUGGUCCACGUCACACAGCCAGGAUAAGGAGGAGUUCAGACCAGAUCCUGUUCCCAGACCAUUGGCUACUCAAACCAGGAAGGACUGCUGACCCUGCCGCUUUGGCCAGCCCAGCAGCACCGCCUUGCUUCUCCCAUGACCCAGCCAGGUUCUGUUAGGACCCAAGAUUGGUGUAGAUUAUAGCACCAAAAGAUCUCCAGGUUCUGGAAUUGGUCCAUUUCUGUCAGUGCUAUGGUCUGAAUGUUCAUAUCCUCCACAAUUUGUAUGGUGAAAUUCUAACCCCCAAGGUGAUGGAAUUAAGAGGUGGGGCUUUUCGGAGGUGAUUAAUAAAGAGCAGAAUCUUCAUGAAUGAGAUUAGUGUCCUUAUAAGAGACCCUUCCCCACUUUCUUUUCCACCUUGAGGACACAGCAAGAAAGCACUGUAUGCAAACCAGGAAAUGAGUCCUCACUAGAUACUAAAUCUGCUGGCACCUUGAUCUUGAACUUCCCAUCAUCUAGAACUGUGAGAAAUAAGUUUUUGUUGUUUAGAAACCAUCCAAUCUAUGGUCUUUGGUUAUAGCAGCCUGAACAGACAAAAACCUUCUAAGGUAAUCAUACCCCUUUUUAGGCUCUGCAGUGGAAGCAUCAGUGGGGCGUUGCUGUGGAUUGUGUCUAGUAUUCAGAAUACAUGCAUUGAUUUAGGUAGAAGAAUGUUCUUAAGAGUCCCCAAAGGGUGAUCCUCUAGAAAGAUACCUGCUGAGUCAUUAAUAGAAAUAGCCUAGUCCUGUGAGAUUGGGAAGGAUACUUUCACUGUUUGCUUUUUCUAUUCUCUGUUGUUGGAAUUAUUUAGAGGCAGAUGCUCAGCCACAGUGGGAUAACUGGAAGAAUUACACUUGUACCUGAACACAGAGUUUGAGAUAGAUAGGGCUGAUGAGGAGCUCAGGGGCAGGGUCGUUAGAGAGAAGAAUCCAGACCCAACAUAAGGCUACCACGGACCCAGAAAAGUUAAGGUCUUUAUUUUUAUUUUUUUUGAGAGAAGGUCUCACUCUGUCACCCAGGCUGGAGUGUAGUGGUGUGAUCUUAGCUGACUAUAGCCUUAACUUCUUGGGCUUAAGUGAUCCUCCCACCUCAGCCUCUUGAGUAGCUGGGACCACAGGCAUGAGCCACUACACUUGGCUAAUUUGUUUCUUUUUUUUUUUUGAGUCACUCUGUCACCCAAGCUGGAGUGCAGUGGCAUGAUCUAAGCUUACUGAAACCCUGACUAAUUUUUUUAAAAAUUACUGUUUUUAGAGACAGGGUCUCCCUAUAUUGCCUAGGCUGGUCUUGAACUCCUGGGCUCAAAUGAUCCUCCUGACUCAGCCUCCCAAAGUACUGGGAUUACAGGUAUGAGCCACUGUGCCCAGCCAAAAGUUAAGGUCGUCAAAGGAUGAGGGUCUUUUCUUUCAGUAGCACUGAUCCUAGUAGGAAAUGUCACUUGCUACGCUGCACCUAACACCAUCAAGAUGGUUGACCAGUGGGCAUGAUGGUUACUGGACUGGCCACUUCCCUUGUGGGCAAUCUUACAAGGCAUAGGAGAAAAACAAUCACUCAACUGGCCACACUUAGAUUUUUUUUUUUCAUCUACACCUUCUCAAAGUAACACACCUAGAUUUUGACCUAAAAGGAAAAAGACCAGCUUAUUGUCUAGGCUUCACUCCAAAUGACUUUAGACAUUUCAAUCAUCAAGUCUGUCCUGAAAUGAUAAAGAUUUGCCAUUUUGAGGACAUGCGGAAGAAUAAAGUUACAUCCUAAAGUCAAUGGAGGGUUUCCUAAAUUUUUAUUAAAAAGGUCUCCUUUGUUAAAAUGAGGAUUUUGGCAGGGUGCGGUGGCUCACACCUGUAAUCUAAGCACUUUGGAAGGCCAAGGCGGGUGGAUCACUUGAGAUCAGGAGUUUGAGACCAGCCUGGACAACAUGGUGAAACCCCAUCUCUACUAAAAAUACAAAAAUUAGCUGGAUGUGGUGGUGGGCACCUGUAAUCCCACCUACUUGGGAGGCUAGGCUGAGGCAGGAGAAUCAUUUCAACCCAGGAGGUGGAGGUUGCAAUGAGCUGAGAUUGUGCCACUGCACUCUAGCCUGGGUGACCGAGUGAGACUCUGUCUCAAAACAAUAAAAGAAAAUAAAAACCACUUUUCCAGGUGGUUACUUUGAGGAAGAUGUUUCUUUGCAUGAGACUCCCUUUACACCACUGACCUGAGAAUAGCUGUGGCUCCAACUGUGCUUGGAACUCACCUUCUUGCUCCACUCUCCCUCUGCUGAUUGCUUCCCAGAAAGGGCCUGGAUCCAUUCCCACCUUGACUUCAUCCCUUCUUCUCUUACACUAAGUGAAAUUUCCAGUGGUUGGACUGGUAGUGGCCAUGGAUGUGUCUUUUUAAUCAUUAGUAAAUCUAAGGACCCUGAUAGUUCUGGGCCACAGAGUUUUUUCCUAUAAAGUCUACAAGAAAGAAAGAGGUGGUGAAGGGGGAUUAAAAACACUCAUCUUUUCUUUCCUAUUUCCCCUUAUCCACAUAAGCAGACACUUUUAGAAAACUGAAAAAUGAGAUGUACCUGCAAUAAGAUGGAACUCUAAACCUUCAAGGGAUGGGCAGUGGAAGGAGAUGUUCUGAGGGGCAGGAGUAGGGUUCAGGAGCAUGGAGGCAAGCUGGGAACAGUGCAGCUGGCCUGGACUAUACUGUGUCCCCUUGGGGGCCAUUUGAUUGCAUUUCUAUUACUCCCUCACUUUGGCACUCCAGUUCCCUCCUUGCCCCCCUUUAAUGCUCUGUCCCAGCCUGGUUUCAAGAUACAGGACUGAAAAUAUGAUGACUUUUUUCUGCAUUAAAUUGAUAGAGAUGAUAGCAAAUAUAUUUUGUAAAUCAAUUAAAGAACUGCAAACAUGAAAACAUAACAGGAAACUGUCUUGCUGGACCAGAAAUAGCUAAGCAUUCCUAAGAGAGUGAUGCAGACAGGAAACCCAAAGUAAAUCAGACUUGAAACCACAAGCCAGGCGGCUCCUGUGUCAAGAAACUAAGCCCAAGACUUACUCAGAAGAGCACCAAUCAAGAAUCACCAAACAUCCAAGACAAUAAUAUCAUGAAAGAAAGACAAACAACUCAGCAAAUGAAAGUCCUUCCCAAAGAGGUAAUGUGGAUGGGGAGGUAGGAGGCUGUGAUAUACCCUCCCUUAAAGAGUCCCGUGUGAUGUGGGCAUGCUCACUUCCCAGUAGACUGGCUUGUCCCAGCAUGGUAACCAGUGGUGGCCACGCUGAGCAAAUGCUUCCAUGGUGUGGGAGGCUCUGGCAGGAAUGUAUGCACACAUGAUGUUGUGGAUAGUCUGGAAUUCUUGCUAAUGUAGGCUGGGGUGUUGGAGGCUUGGGUCCACGGUGCUCCUGGAGGAAGGGUCAGUCUUUGCAGCCCAAACUGUGAAGUUGAACUCCCAAGUUAACACUUGCAAAUUCAUUCAUUGCCUACUAAGUAGUGGGCAGAUGGGCUAUCGGCUCUUUAUCAUCUCUGUGUCUUUAAAGCAGUGAUUCCCAAGGGAGAGGAGGGAGGGGAGAGCAUGCCUUUCUGAGUAAGAGUAUCAGGGUCAUUUAUUCUCUCCUUCUGAUCCCAGAAACUAUAAACUCCAUCCUGCCCCCUCCUCAAUUCUGAUAUGCUUUCUCUAGGGUGUAUGUGGUGUACACCCCCACUGAAGAAACAUGUUUUGAUAUUCAACUGGGCUGAGGUAGAUAAAAAUUUUGAGAGCCACCAUUUUUAGGUAAAUGUGAUUCUUUCCAAUUUGUAUAAAUUACCUAUCUGGUACAAACUAUCCUCCUUAUUCUGAUGAUCCACAUGCAUCUGUGUCACCAGAGCUCUUUAACUGGUGAGACAGAUGCAUUUGGAUCAUCAGAAUAAAGAAUUUAAUUUCAGAAUUACAGCCCAGCUUUCUCCACUGGGGGACCCACAGGAAUGGGAAGCCUAAAUGUCCAAAGCAGAGCUCAUUUUAUCUUGCUUCCAGAGCUGCUCCUCAUUCUACAUUUGUUUUCUUGGUGGAUGAUAGCUCAAUCCAGAAAACUUGGACUAUUUAUUUUAUUUAUUUAUAUAGAAAAUGCAAGGUGAGAUCACAGAAUCCUCUUUUGCUCUUCCCUCUUUUAUUUCCCAUAUUCUACACCUUGCUUCCCUCCCAACCUUUUUUUCAGAGACGGGGUCUUGUUUGGUUGCCCAGGCUGGAGUGCAGUGAUACAAACAUGGCUCCUUGCAACCUCAACCUUCAGGCCUCAAGCAAUUCUCCUGCCUCAGCCCCCUGAGUAGCUGGGACUAUAGGCACGUGCCACCAUGCCUGGCUAAUUUUUAAAUUGUUUUAGAGAUGGGCUCUCACUGUAUUGCUUAGGUUGGUCUUAAACUCCUGGCACCAAGCGAUCUUCUCACUUUAGCCUCACAAAAUGCUGGGUUUACAGAUGUCAGCCACUAUGCCUGGCUCCUAUACCCUUUUAGUCAUAUUAACUCCUAUACCCUCCAGUCAUAUUAACUCCACCUCUUUAGUAGUUCUCAUCUUUAUCCUUUUUCUCCACACCCAUGGACACUUGUUUAUCCACUUCAUUAAUCUGGCAUCCACAUUCUCCUAACUGGUUUCUCUGACUCUAGUGUUGCUCCCCCAACCCAUUUUCCUCUCUGCUCUCCAGAUCUAUCUUAGUAAAACAAAUCUAACCAGGCCACUUCCUUGUUAAAGUCUUCACUGAAAAAGGGAAUAGGGAAUUUCUAAAAAUCUUCAUAGCCUUUGAUGGGUAUAAUUCCCUUGCUAGAAAUUUAUCCUAACAAACAAAAUAAUCAGAUGUUUGGACAAAGAGUUGAGUACAAGGAUGGUCACAGGGAAAAUUGGACCAUUCAAUAUUAGGAAAUUUGUCAAACUAUAGGACAUGUAUAAGAUGAAAUCCUACAUAGCCAUUUUAUAUUGUGAGCUACAGAGAACUUAAGAAUAUGUGGGGGACAGUUUGGACCAGGUGAUAUAUUUGCUGAUCCCCAUGGUACCCUUGGCAUAUUUCCCUCAGAGCAUCAGAGCACUUAUCCCGCUGUGUUUGCCUGUUCUUGUUUUUCCCCCACUGAUUGAUAAGGUCCUGAAGGGGACUGUCUUGUAUUUGUCUCUUUACCCCCAUCUCCUGUAGCAAUGCUGGCAUGUAAUAUGGUGUGGGAGUGGGAUGUCCUUAACGAUAAUUCCACUUCAAGAUCUGAGACGCUCUUUUUUUUUUUUUUUUUGAGAUGGAGUCUCUCUCUGUUGUCCAGGCUGGAGUGCAGUGGCGUGAUCUCGGCUCACUGCAACCUCCGCCUCCCAGGUUCAAGCAAUUCUCCUGCCUCAGCCUCCCGAGUAGCUGCGACUACAGGUGCAUACCACCAGCCUGGCUGGUUUUUUGUAUAUUUAGUAGAAAUGGUGUUUUACCAUGUUGGCCAGGCUGGUCUCGAACUCCUGACCUUAUGUGAUCCACCCACCUCAGCCUCCCAAAGUGCUGGGAUUACAGGAGUGAGCCACCACGCCCGGCCCCAAGAUCUGACACACUCUUAAGUGGUAUAUCCAAAACUGAAAUCAAUGUUCCCUCCAAUCCCCACCCCCCAAAAAUCUCAGACCCAGAAUUUCAUUCCUCCCCUCCAUCGCAAUCUCCAUGAAAGAACCAUCUUUGUAGACUGGGAAGUACCAACCUUUCUCGGACUGGUGAAGAACAUGGUGUGGUAUGAUCCUACACCAUGGCUCCUUAAUCUUCCUUACACCCAAUACCCAGAUUUUUAAAAAUAGGGCUCAGGCUGGGCUCUGAGGUGAGGGAAGAGGAAAGUGGGGGCUAGCCAGGGCCCUGAGGCAUGGGCGGGGUGUGGCGUGAUGUGGCAAGGGAUGGGAGUGGGCAGGAGAGACUGCCUAGGUGAGGCUCACAUCAGAUGGAGAAGCCUGACCUGGAUCCACUUGCUGCCUAUAGGAUCUCAGUCGCCAAAACCUGUCUGGCCUAAAGACAGGCAAAGUUUGAUUUAAUACUUGGUACUGACCUCACUUGAACAUUAAAUCAAUAAAUGCCAACUGAAUGGAGCUGUUGCUGGGAAACUAAGGAGUAUCAAGUAUCCAGUAUCUGCACGGAGGAGAUUGUUUUGAUCUGUUUUGUUUUUCUAAAGCUGCAGCUUGCUCCUUGGUGCCCUUUAGGUUAUUCCUUUUUUGGUAGGAGAGUGGCUCCCACACUGUCCUCUCCACCCACCCUUUGAUGAGGCUUGGAAAUGCACUCAGCAGCUGCGCCCAUGAUAAGCUGGACAGCCUGUCCUGUCCUGUUGGCAGGUCCUCCCAACAGGCAGAGUGAGGAGUUCGUGAAUGAGGGAGGAGACUAUGGUGUCUCAGAAGGAAAACACUAGAGGAAAAAACACUUGAGUAACAAUGACCAAUUCAACCUCUGGAUCUCUCUCGUAGUUCCUAAUACUAUUUCCGGCUGAACUGUGUAGCUCUCAGCAUGGCCUUUUACCCAUCACUGGUGUCAUGCCAGGUCAGCUUCAUCUUUUCUUAGCUAGCUGAGGAGGACAGGCAUCCAAGCUGGGGUCUCCUCUCAUGUGUGUCUCUCCUAGGGAUGGAGUUGCCAGGCUUUGUGCUUGUUUUACUCCUUGUAUUGCCUUUCCCUCCCCUCCGUUUCCUGUUCCCUGGGCUGGCCAUAGCAGAGGUUGAGUCGGAGGGUGGUACUGGCUUUUGGGAAAAAGAGAAGGACAAUCCUCAUGUUAUUCAACACGGCUGCCACAAACUACCCAGGCAGAGACUGGGAAUGGGGCCUUGGAUGCCAGCGGUUGGGUCCCUGCCUUGCAGCCAGCUCUGCCAAAGCAUGUGGUUCUGAUUGUGCCCUUUCUUCUGCCUCACAGCCAGUCAUAAAUGCCACCUUCCUUGGAUGUCUGAGUCCCUUGGAAACUGGGCUCUAAAUUCAAUUCCAUUGGGGUUGACCAUGGGCUAAGCUAUCCGAAUUUCCAUCUAGGCUUCCAGUUUCCUUAGAGCAAAAGGAAAACAAAUUGUGAAAAGGGAGUUAGCAGAGUGGGAAGGUGGCCUAAGGACAGCUGUUUUGACCUGAGUAAAAUUACAUCCCUGAUGGGAGCCAGCAAGUGCAGCACCUUCCAUAUGUGCAACCAUCACUUAAAUAGCACUAUAUGGUUUAGGGACUGCGUCAAGUUUCCUAGGGUGCUAUAACAGAGUACUAUAAAUUGGGUGGCUUAAAACAACAGAAAUUUAUUAUCUCACAGUUCUGGAGGCCAGAAGUCCAAGGUGCUGGUAGGGUUGGUUCCUUCUGAGACUUCUGGGGAAGAAUCUAUGCCUUGACUCUCUCUUAGCUUCUGGUAAUCCCAUUCAUUGACUUAUAGAUGCUUAUAGAUGUUAUUUGAAUUGUAGAUGUGAUCCUCCAUUUUUGUAUGGUGUUCUCCUUGGGUCUCUGUCUUCAUAUGUCUGUCUUCUGGUAAAGAUACCAACUAUAUUAAAUUAGAAUUCCAUCUA
Callithrix jacchus (white-tufted-ear marmoset) is the source of this 9207-nucleotide messenger RNA. Lineage: Eukaryota; Metazoa; Chordata; Mammalia; Primates; Cebidae. The record is from RefSeq and is a predicted model, not a curated record.